Molecule: messenger RNA, 4858 nt
Organism: Crotalus tigris (Tiger rattlesnake)
Lineage: Eukaryota; Metazoa; Chordata; Lepidosauria; Squamata; Viperidae
Gene: TRIB2
Product: tribbles pseudokinase 2
Exons: 3
Coding region: 1569-2600 (343 amino acids)
Biological process (GO): positive regulation of proteasomal ubiquitin-dependent protein catabolic process; regulation of MAP kinase activity; protein phosphorylation
Cellular component (GO): nucleus
Molecular function (GO): ATP binding; mitogen-activated protein kinase kinase binding; protein kinase activity
Source: RefSeq, a predicted model, not a curated record
AGUGGAAAGGAGAAACGCGGCGAGGAGGAGGAGAUGUCGAGGAGGGUUGGCAGGCAGAUCGCGUGAUUGAUGCUUCCUUGGCUCAAUGGGAAGGCCGCUCGGGUCGGGGCGGGCGUUUCUGCUGGCAGCCAGAGCGCUGCGCCGCGGUGAGGAGCGGGCAGUCAGCUUCUGCGCGGUGUCAAUGUAGCGUUGGUAUCGCUGCUGCUCUUGCAGCCGCCGCCGCCGCUUCUGACCCUGAGUAGGAAGGCACGGCUAGAAGAAGAAAGACUGUUAGCCACGUAAGUAGCUAUUAAUACAUGGUGAAGAGACGAUGGCUUGCUGAAAGGGAUUGGCUCGGCCAUCCCUUUCCUCCCCACUCCUUCUACCUCUAGGAAUAAAGAACGGCGCCUGCAAUAUACAUUUAUUCAUAUCGAAGUGGCUGCAUCGCCUCCCUCCCUCCUUUUCUGCAUCUCAGGACUCUGGGGAGGGGGCUAAGAAGAUCGUCGGGAGGGUGAUUUUUUUUUUUUCUGCAGCGCUCUCUUUUUUUUUUCUCGUCCUUUGUGGUCUUUUUCUUUUUUUUGCUUGAAUGUGCACUGCACUCAAACCAUCCGGUGAACAACGAAGAAAGACCGGACAUCACCCAGGCCAAUGGAAAGCUAAAGAGCAUCGAUUUAUUCUUGUCCUUGGUUGCACUUUUCCGUCUGAUCAAAGGAAGCCAACGCACGCAACCAAUUCAGCGCUGCAGCUCCUGAAGCUUCGCGCACUUCGUAUCCUGGUAGGAGCGGCGCUUUUAGUUUGGGAAACGUUUUUCUUGCACCGCAAAGGAGGUUCAAUUAAAAUAAAUCCGGAUCUGAUCAGAUAGCGUACUCCCGCACCGUUAGCCGAGCGUCUCGGCAAUCCGCUGAAGUUAAAUACUCCGCUGCUUAUUUUUUUUUUUUAUUUAUUUGUCUUGGGUUGCUUCUCUGAAUAUAGUCCUUUCCACGAGGGAAAAAAGGAUCAGACGCCCUCUACAGUUUAAAGUAGGUUAUUAAAAACCGUAUCGAAAAAGCAAGAAAGAAAAAGCCCGUCGCCUGCUGUAGCACGUUCAAAUAACCCGUGUGAAGAUUUCGAAGCGAGCAAUUGGAGAAUCGGAGACUGAUAACGAACCUGGCCCUCGGAACGCGUUUACCAGCUGUUUUGAUUUUUAAACCCCGCGGCGUUUCCGGGGAGGUUCCGCUUUGCUCAGUUUUUCUACUUUGCGGGACUUCGCCGCUUUUGAGUACAAAGGUGUAGCCAAACGUUCGAAUCGAACGCGGCCGAGGUUCGGCGGGGAGAAUCGUUCGAUCGAUCGCCCACCCCACCCCCCAACGCCCCCUUCCCAGCGACGAGAGAUCAUCCGCUUUUUGGCUUCUGGAAACCGGACUGUAGAUCCUACAGAAACCUGCCACCCGAGCACUCUUUUCUACGACAGCACAAAGGCAUUCUUGCGGCCGGCCUGAAGCUGAGCGACUGAUAACGCCAAAAGAAUUGUGCGCGUGUUGAGUGAGUUGUGAGUGUGAGGGAGAGAGAAAUUGGGGGGGGAUUUCUUGGAGGGUUUCUUCUCCAUCCCCAUGAACAUACAAAGGUCAACCCCAAUCACGAUAGCACGGUAUGGAAGACCUCGGAAUAAAACCCAAGAUCUAGAGGAGCUCUCGUCUAUAAGACAGACUGAAUCCAGCCAGAGUUUUAGCCCCAAUCUUGGCUCGCCGAGCCCGCCAGAGACUCCGAACUUGUCGCAUUGCGUUUCUUGCAUUGGGAAAUACUUAUUGCUGGAGCCUCUGGAAGGAGACCACAUUUUCCGGGCCGUGCAUCUGCACAGCGAGGAGGAGCUGGUUUGCAAGGUGUUCGACGUUGGCUGCUACCAAGAAUUACUGGCGCCAUGUUUUUGCAUGCCUCCUCAUGACAACAUCAACCAAAUUACCGAAGUCAUUCUUGGAGAGACGAAAGCUUAUGUGUUCUUUGAACGGAGCUAUGGGGACAUGCAUUCCUUUGUUCGUACCUGCAAGAAGCUGAAGGAGGAAGAGGCAGCCAAGCUAUUCUAUCAGAUAGCCUCUGCAGUAGCACACUGUCACGAUGGCGGGCUGGUCCUGAGGGAUCUCAAGCUGCGGAAAUUCAUUUUCAAGGAUGAAGAAAGGUCAAGAGUAAAACUGGAGAGCCUUGAAGAUGCUUAUAUAUUGCGAGGAAAUGACGACUCCCUUUCUGACAAGCACGGAUGUCCAGCCUACGUGAGCCCAGAAAUCCUGAACACAAAUGGCAGCUACUCCGGCAAAGCAGCGGACGUGUGGAGUCUAGGCGUCAUGCUAUACACAAUGCUAGUUGGACGCUAUCCAUUUCAUGACAUUGAACCGAGUUCUCUCUUCAGUAAAAUCCGCCGUGGGCAGUUCAGCAUUCCAGAGACUUUGUCCCCCAAGGCGAAAUGCCUUAUACGUAGCAUCCUGCGCCGAGAGCCCUCAGAGAGGCUGACUUCGCAGGAAAUUCUGGACCACCCUUGGUUUUCCACAGAUUUUAAUGUGUCUAAUUCAGGAUAUGGUGCUAAGGAAGUAACAGAUCAGCUGGUGCCUGAUGUUAACAUGGAAGAGGAUUCUGAUCCAUUCUUUAACUAAGCGUCAGGACUGAUAAAGGUAAUGCAUGGUCCAGAAAGGACAACCUGAAGGGAGACCUUUCUGAAAAUGCAGAAUUAUAUCUCUGUCUCAUCCUGGCUUGAUAGCAAAAAAAGGACCCACUUGGAGGAAGCUUUUGUUUUGUUUUGUUUUUAAGGCUGGAGAGGGAACAUUCAAGAACCAAUUUAGCCUGUGAAUGGGUAGACAGGAAGAAUUGUUGCUAUCAAGUUAGACUGACAGCGAGGAAAAAAAAAAGGAGAAGGCAGCAGCACCGAGCAGCUUUGCUUCUCAUUUUUAUGGAGCCAAGGACACUGCACACCCAACGUUUCCGAUGCAGCCACCAGUACACCACUCCUGAUCCCAUUUCAUUCAAACACUUACGAUUCCCAGUGGAUAGGAACUCUUGCAUUUUGGCAUCGCACUGUUAGAUAUUUAACUUCAGCCAUUAUUCAGGGAAGGUACAAUUCGCUAUUAUUUUGUUCCUUUGUUUCCUGUUUUCAGAAUCUGAAUCUGGGCUUCAUCUUCAGGAGGACGGGUAGGAAGCACACAAAGGACAAUAUGAGAAGUGAAUGCUAAACAAGGUUUUGGAACAUAUCUCUGGAUUCCUAGUUUUAAGUUGACAGAUAUGUUAACAUUUUUUGGGAAAUGAUGUUUGGAAUGUUUUAUUUUGGAGGGAAAAAUUCUCUCCUAAUCGGUUGUAUUCAGAUAUUCUCCUGAUCAGAACCUACAAAAGAUUCUUUGAUCUAGUGAGGGCUUCUCUGCAUGACAAAACGAGUUUGCUGAGGGAAACUCUCUGUUUGCCACUUGAGGAGACACUCCUGAGAAAAUUAUACAAGAAAUUACACACAGUAGAAUAAAGCUGUAGCGAUGACCCUCCCCAUCGUCUAUCAAUAGCAGUUUCCACUGGAUCAAAGAGCUUUCUGUAAGCAGAGUAGAUUCAGUUGAAUACAAGCCAUUGGUUUUGGUGGGCUUGUUUUGGGGUUAGAGCUUUUAUUGCAGGGAGCCAGAAGUCAGACUUUUUCACCAUGUAGUCAAAAGACUAUAGAAUUGUCUUCUUUGGUUUGCCAAGGACUGUUGAAAUACUGGCUUUCACUUUGACCCACUACACAUAAAGUUGACCAGGUGGGGCGAGAAGGAUCUCCUUUGGAUUAUUUCAAGAAAGAAACAAAUUUGAUCUUAGAACUGGCUAAGCCUCUACAUGUCCUGAAUAUGCACAGAAAGUGGAUCUUUCUGAAGUAAGAAAUAUGUGCCACCUGCCUCUGCCCUGAAUAUCUUGGUAGGGCAGUGGCUUAGGUUCUCUUGCUUUCAUUUUUGACUUACAACAAGGAUGCUCUUUUAUUUUUCUGUUUAUUCACCUGUUAAUAAGCUGAACAUUGCUGGGACACAGACCUGUCUCCUGAAAAGUACAUUGUAAUAUGCACCUUUUUUAUUGUCAAGAUUUUAUUUAUUGAUGAAUCUGUCACAGUUGUGAUGAAUUUAAGCCAGUACUUCAAUUACGGGUUGACUUGGGGUGACAUGUUACAUGCUGUAGUUAACAAACUUGUAUUUCUCUUCAGGUAUUCCUGUCCCUGACUGACACAUUUUAACACCCCCCCAUCCCCCAUUCCUCCUGCAGGUCCACCCCUUUGUUAAAGCUUUCAUGUUGAUUUAGACUGGCAAAUGAUUUUUAUUACUGCUUUUAUAUUGCUAUAUGACAUUGGAGGAAACAGCGGAAAACCAACACAUCUUUUUUUGGGCAUAGAUAUUUGUGUUUCCAGUACCUCAGCUGUUCUGAUGUUACUGCCUGUAUGCGUUUUUGUGAAGUGGUCCUGUUUUUUGGAUAGGUACAUGUGGACUCUGUAGUUUGUAAAUGUUACUUGAAUUUUGUGCUUAACUAUAGUCUGUGGCAUGUGCGUACAGCUACUUGGCAUUUGACGUAUGAAUGCUCUUCGCCUGCCCUGCGGGAAGGUUUUGAUCCCACUUGCCGAGAUGAUGGUUCAGAGUUCCUUAUCAAGAGACAAAACUGCAGCUGACCUGCCUUGCUUCUAUUUUGGUAUCUAAGAAUAUAAAAGAGUAACGUUUUUACACUCUGAAGAUGGUGCUGUGUUGAGGGACUUCUUCUGUUUUUUUUUUUUUAAGCAUUUAUUUUAUAAACUCGUAGGAAGAAAGGUUGGUGAUGUGCAUGGUGGGAUUUUACUGCCUCUGGUGCUUUGUCUUGUAUUUGGUUUAAUGUUUUUUGUCCUAAUCUCUUCAAUAAACAAAAUUGUGCAUAUUUAACUAAA